Messenger RNA from Brachypodium distachyon (stiff brome), 1045 nucleotides. Its product is annotated as DNA oxidative demethylase ALKBH2. The record is from RefSeq and is a predicted model, not a curated record. Bases 97 to 834 code for a protein of 245 amino acids. The transcript has 4 exons. Lineage: Eukaryota; Viridiplantae; Streptophyta; Magnoliopsida; Poales; Poaceae. Gene Ontology annotation, biological process: DNA repair.
GACAUUUCUCCACUCUGGCUCGCCGCCUUCGCAAAGCUUUUCCUUGCCACCGUCUCCGUCCGCCGCCGCUUCGUUUCCUGCCGCACCGCAUCACCCAUGGCUUCGCUGCUCCGGCUGUUCGGAUCUAACCCAAAAACCGACUCCGGCGAGGCUCAAGGAAGCAAGCCGGAGCCCCGGCGUGAGGUGCUGAACCUGGGCGGCGGGAGCGAGGUGUUGCACAUCCCGCGGUUCGUGGAGCGGGAGAAGGCGUGGGAGUGGUUCGAACUCCUCGACAAGGGCAUCCCGUGGACGCGCCCCACCAUCCGCGUCUUCGGCCGCUCCGCCCUCCAGCCCAGAGAAACUUGCUAUGUGGCAGACCAAGGGCUAACAGAUUUGAAGUAUAGCGGUCAUCAACCUCAUGCACAUACUUGGGACGAAUUCCCUGUUCUCAAGAAUAUCUUGAAAGCGGUCCAUGAUGCCCUCCCAGGGAGCAAUUUCAACAGCUUGCUCCUGAACAGAUACAACGCCGGUUCAGACUACGUCUCAUGGCACGCUGAUGAUGAGCCGCUCUACGGACCUACCCCGGAGAUAGCAUCUGUCACAUUCGGAUGCGAGCGCGAUUUCUUGCUGCGAAAGAAGCCUGCAAAAUCACAAGCUGCCAGUGGAUCCCGAGAAGCUGCUCGGAAGCGACCCAAGGUCAGUAGCACCCCUCAGCAGCAUUCUUUUCUCCUGAAGCAUGGCUCGUUGCUCGUCAUGAGAGGCUACACCCAGCGGGAUUGGCAGCACUCGCUGCCGAAGCGCGCUAAAGCACAGUCGCCAAGGAUCAAUCUCACUUUCAGGCGUGUGCUAGCGUAAUUGCAUAAACAAUGGUACUGUUCGCCGCUUUGCUUGGUCCCUCAAGUUCUGUAGUUAUGUAAAUGUGUCGAACAUGGCAUUCGCGUGGGUACCGUGUUCUACCUAUACCAAAUGGCAUGUUGUGUAUGUGCGAACCAUUUUUUCCUCCACCGACAGAACUGUGCAACCCUCGGCAUAGAAACUGAAUCAAGCUUACUGGACCAUGUGAAAA